GGUGAUGUGCCCAUGUCGUGUGUGGACGCAUUCAUGCUCAAGGUGCUGGAGAUGGAGGCUGAUGAGGCUGUUGUUCCUGUCUUUGAACUCUCUGGAGUCUCUUAUCUCUUUGUCUCGCUCUCUUCGCUCUACCUCUUGGCUGUGACGAGGAAGAACUCCAACGCUGCCAUGAUCAUGACCUUCCUCCAUCGCUUUGCCAACGUCCUCACCGAGUACUUCAACGAGGUCGAGGAGGAGUCGAUCCGGGACAACUUUGUGGUCACGUACGAGCUGCUUGACGAAGUCAUGGACUUUGGUCUCCCGCAGACGACCGACUCCAACAUCCUCAAGGAGUACAUCUUUGAGGAGGGUCACAAGCUGAGCAAGAAGGGCAAGGCUGCGUCGUCCAAGCAGGUCACCGUGCCCAUGACCGUCACCAACGCCGUCUCGUGGCGAUCGGAGGGCAUUGUCUACCGGCGCAACGAGGUGUUCCUUGAUGUCGUCGAGUCGCUCAACCUCCUUGUCUCGGCCACCGGCACGGUCCUCCGCUCGGAGAUUGUGGGCUCGGUCCAGAUGCGGACGUAUCUCUCGGGCAUGCCUGAGCUCCGGCUCGGCCUCAACGACCGCACCCUGUACGAGGCUGUCGGCGCCGGCGCCUCGCGCAAGUCGGUCGAGAUGGAGGACAUCAAGUUCCACCAGUGUGUCCGCCUCUCGCGCUUUGAGCGCGACCGCACGAUCUCGUUCAUCCCGCCCGACGGCGAGUUUGAGCUCAUGUCGUACCGCAUGCAGACCUCGGCCAAGCCGCUCAUCUGGAUCACUCCCAUCGUCGAACGCCACAAGGGCUCGCGCGUCGAGUACAUGAUCAAGGUCACCCCGCAGUUCAAGGCCCGCUCCAUGGCCAACAACGUCGUCAUCCGCAUCCCGGUCCCCGCAGACUCGGACUCGCCCAAGAUCAAGACCUCCAACGGCUCGGCAAAGUACGCCCCGCAGGACGACAUGAUCGUGUGGACCAUCAAGCAGCUCCGCGCCACCGACGGCGAGUGCUUCCUCCGCGCUCACUUUGGCCUUUCCUCGCUCGCCUCGGAGGAGUCGGACGCAAAGCCGCCCAUCCAGCUGGAGUUUGAGAUUCCGUUCCAGACCCUCUCGGGCGUCGUCGUCCGCUACAUGAAGGUCCUCGAGGCCUCGGCCGGCUAUCAGGCCCUCCCCUGGGUCCGCUACCUUACCCGGAGCGGCUCAGUCGAGUUCCGUACCAAGUAAAUGCGUCGCAGGACUC
This is a messenger RNA of Thecamonas trahens ATCC 50062, 1252 nucleotides long. RefSeq names its product AP-1 complex subunit mu-1. Gene Ontology annotation, cellular component: cytoplasmic vesicle; clathrin adaptor complex. Bases 13 to 1236 code for a protein of 407 amino acids. Gene Ontology annotation, biological process: intracellular protein transport; vesicle-mediated transport. The transcript has a single exon. The record is from RefSeq and is a predicted model, not a curated record. Lineage: Eukaryota; Apusomonadida; Apusomonadidae.